AUGAUCCACGCCUAAACCGGACAAUGGAGUAGUGAAAAGUUCGCCAAUUCACGAAAGCAUACCACCCUUUCAAAUCAAAACUGAAAUUAACAUUGAAAGAAUAACGAUAGGAUCCGGAAAGGGCAGAAAUAACACUAAUUCAUCUAUUCAAAGCAUCUACAACCAAGAGAAAAAAAUAAGUACCCGCUUGUAUGGAAAAGGGAGAAUUUUCCAAUUGGGAGAUCGAAGAGAAAAAAGCACGACAUGUUCAUAAAUUACAGGGGAAUCCAAAUUCUCCGAAGAAGAAAACAGAUAAAAAGAUCAAGAACAUGUCAACGAAGAAAGCCACAUGGCAUGUGA
Molecule: messenger RNA, 339 nt
Organism: Spirodela intermedia
Lineage: Eukaryota; Viridiplantae; Streptophyta; Magnoliopsida; Alismatales; Araceae
Source: the annotation of a GenBank genome assembly